AUGGGUAAGCGUGCAGGCCGCGGUAAGUCGGAGUACAAGCCAUGGAAGAAGAGAGGCAAGACAGAACAAGGAGGUGCCUCGGAACAAGCAGCUAAGGAGGACAAACAGAAAGGAGAUAAGAAGGCCGACAACGGCUGGAGUAGCUGUAAUACAGAUCCUAUACAUAUGGAGAAUGAGCAGUGGGAGAUGUACUACUCCAACAUGCCUGGCUUGUUCAAGUCUCGUGAGGACUUUGAUGCUAUGAAGGAGACCAUGAAGACCCCUUUACCAGUUUCGAUACGUAUUAACCCAAGUUCGCCUCUGUGGAGGGAUGUUGCCAAUCGUUGCGAGGAGUUGUCCAAGGAGCCCACUCAGUCCGCUAUGGGGGAAGAUGAUGAUGUGGAUGAGACAGUGAAGAAGGGUAUGCAGUCCAGGGCCCUCGACUGGUACUUUGAUGGCUUCAAAGAGUCUACACCAAGGAGAUGCUGGCAAUGGGAUGCUUUAGGAAGGAAAGAUGUGAAGAAGAAGGCCGAGUUGAAGGAGUUGAAACAAUGGUUCGUCAGCCAGGAGCUUAGAGGGUGUGUUGCCCGUCAAGAGGCCGUAUCUAUGAUACCAGCACUCUUCGCUAAAAUAGACAGGCCUGAUCUCACAGUCAUGGAUAUGUGUGCUGCUCCUGGUUCUAAGACAUGUCAGAUGAUAGAGUCUUUGAGUAACACCAGCAGCAGCAGCAGCAGUUCGUCAUGCUCUCCUGAGUUCUCCAUCCCAGAGGGCUUAGUGCUUGCUAAUGAUAUAGAAUGGAAACGAGCCAAUAUGCUAGCCCAUCAAGUCCUGCGAUUGAACUCUCCUGCUUCUGGAGUUGUCAACUUCGAUGCAUCCUGUUUCCCAGUACUCUGGGACGAGGAAGGCAAGCAGGUCCUCUUCGAUAGAGUUCUUUGUGAUGUCCCAUGCACAAGUGAUGGUACUAUGCGUAAGAACCCUGACAUCUGGAGGGAGUGGAAGACUGGCAACAGCAUUGCUAUCCAUCAUAGGCAGUUCCGAAUCUUACUCCGGGGAUUGGAGCUCGCCAAGCCUGGCGGUAGAGUGGUAUAUUCAACCUGUAGUCUUAAUCCCAUUGAGGACGAGGCAGUAGUUGCUGCUGCCCUGGCCAACUUCAAUGGCGAAGUGAAGUUGGUUGCGGGACCAGCUGUUGGUCAUGCUACUUAUAGUAUCGCUGCUCCUCGUGGAGAGAUGUAUUCAGGCGGACGACCUGGCCUAUCAACCUGGACUGUUUCCCCACCUGGUGAUGCCGCUACCCAUAUUGAUAAAUAUGAGGAUACUCCUGAUCAAUAUAAAAAGAAGAUGUUAUCCAGCAUGUGGCCUCCUACUGACGAGUCCAUCAAGGCCCAACUACAUCAUUGCCGACGCUUCUUCCCUCAUGAUAUCAAUGCGGGAGGCUUCUUCGUAGCAGCUUUCGAGAAGGUGUCUAACGACGCUGUUGAUUCUAAUGAGGAGUCAGCAGCUACUGACAAGCAUGCUCCCGAGCAGCGUCGUGGAGGCCGGCCUGCUGCUGUUGAUGCCAAGCCCAUCUGUAAGGAGUACUAUCCAUGCCCGAAAGAGUCCCUGGAUACCAUACGAGAGUUCUAUGGUGUCACUGAGGAUAUGCUGCCUAGCGAGCUACUCUGGUGUAGGAAGGAUCAGCCUAAGAAGGUGUUCCUUCUCAGUAAGGCAGCGGUUAAGAUGGUGAAGGCCAAGACGAGAUCACCCUUCCGAGUAGCUAAUUUGGGUGUACGCGCCUUCCAAUUGGUGGAAAUUAAGCAUCCCAAGGAUGAGAACGCUAUUAAGGGACCUCCUAAUUGGCGUAUUGGACAAGAUGGUGCCCCUGCUCUUCUACCAUUAUUAAAUAGAGUUGCUGAGGAUAAGAGGCAAGUCAUCGAGAUACCUAGCCUCGAGGCUCUAGCCCAGUUACUCGAUAGGAAAGAAGCAACUUUAGAGGAACUAGGAUGUGGUGAUAAGAAGACGAUGAAGCCAGGUGGGGUGAUAGCCACACUGCCCUCUUCUUUUGCUGUCCAUGGCGGUACUGUGGCCGUAGCCUGUAUGCUAGCCCAGAGUGGUAAGGUCCAAUGCUAUAUGGACAAGCUCCAAGCUGGAGCAUUACUACAGGCAGUGAGAGAUUCUGUAAAAAAGGCCUCUCAAGGGGACGUACAGCAGAAAUGA
Perkinsus marinus ATCC 50983 is the source of this 2172-nucleotide messenger RNA. RefSeq lists its product as hypothetical. The transcript has 15 exons. The record is from RefSeq and is a predicted model, not a curated record. NCBI's taxonomy places the organism in Eukaryota, Perkinsozoa, Perkinsida, Perkinsidae. The coding region runs from base 1 to 2172 and encodes 723 amino acids. Gene Ontology annotation, molecular function: methyltransferase activity. Gene Ontology annotation, biological process: RNA methylation.